Messenger RNA from Oreochromis aureus, 1597 nucleotides. RefSeq lists its product as uncharacterized. Lineage: Eukaryota; Metazoa; Chordata; Actinopteri; Cichliformes; Cichlidae. The transcript has 4 exons. The record is from RefSeq and is a predicted model, not a curated record. The coding region runs from base 136 to 1314 and encodes 392 amino acids.
UGCUGGUAUAGAAAAGUAGCACAGAGGGAUGUAUUGUACAGGACAGAGGUUGCUCUCAGGUCCUAGAUCUAAUCUGCUUGCCUUUUAAGCCAUACUGUCUGAGGAGUACAGGUUACUGCUUCUCAGCUAACAGCCAUGGCUCUUGGACUCAUUUUCUGGGUUUCCUGUAUUUCUUUACUAUUUGAUAGUAAUGGUGGUUCGCCAGCUAUAAAAGGCCAUGGGCAUAGAUAUGGAUAUCUGUAUCCAAAUAAAGCAGAGCCACGUGACCUAGUGGAUGAUGGAGAUGAUGACAUUUUGACCUCUGAUCAGGGUAACCAGCGGGCAGCAGACAACCAGCAAGCUGGAUUUGUGUACAAAAGCUAUAACAAACGUUUGACUAAACAACAGCAGACUCAACAAAAACAGGCGAACCCACAAAUCGCCCCAAAGAUCGAGGGACUUGUUAAUGGUGAGACAAGACAAUGGGGGCUAGUAAACCCUAAUGAGCCACUCCUAUUCCCUUUAAAGUCCAGCUCUGAGGUAGCUAACCCAGCAAAGCCCAAACUAGCUGCUGUAAUGCCUCGCUCCGCAUCAUUUGUUUAUACAAGCACUAUGCCCCUCUCGACAAGCACUGGUCAAACUGCAUACUAUGAGCCUGCUUCAUCCUCAACCUUUCCGGCUGUGGCACCUCGCAGCUAUGAGUCCUGGCAGCCUGAACCAGUGAGCAAUGGUAAUGGGGUGGCUGAUUCAGGUUUUGAUUACCCAGGCCAGGACGCCGGCACAAUCUCCAGUGGAUAUAGCUAUCAUUCAAGAAAGAAACCCAAUCUUGUGUUUGAGGAGGUAUUUCGGUAUCCCUCUGAAAACCCCCAGCCUCCUCAAAGUACUGGUCCUGGCACUAAUGCUGUCGAAGGAUACGACCAAGCAGAUUACAUGAGCAGGGGGUCUGCAACUGGGCAAACCUCCACACCAGUGAAGCCAUCCUCUCCGAUUAACGUACGAGCCCAGCCUUUUUAUCAGUCUUGGAGGGGGGUUCCUUCUUUUUCGAAGUUCUUUGGAGGCAGGAAGCUUAAAUUUAAUAAGAUGUUCCGGCGGCCACAAAAUGCACUGUUCAGCCCCCCAUGGGUCAAGGUUCCCUCAAGGGUCAAGGUUUACCAGAGUGUCAUGGCUCCGUCUAGAGGUUAUCAACCAAUCUUUCAUAACCCACAUCCUUCAAGAUAUAUUGUCCGGUCCAGAAGCAGCUACCAGAGAGGAAGGUAUGUCCAAAGCAAAACCAGAUACACUCCGGAUUAUCCUCCCAAUGGCAUGGAAGGUGUCGAAGGGCCUGCACAGAGCUAACCCGCCGAACUGUUUGGCAUGGGAGUACACUCAAAGCUCUGGACAAGUGCUGGAGCUUUGCCUGCUGUACACGGACCGCACGCCUUCCCUCUGCCUGGACCACAGCUGAGCGCUUCUUUUUCAUUCGGAGUGACGUCGGAGAAGCCCGCCUUCACGUACCGUGGGAAUAUUUCACUCCAAGUUCAGCGCACGAUCAGAGGCGAUUCUUGCAUAAUCUAUGCAAAGAAAUUAAAGAAGUGAAAGGUGUAUUUUAUUGUGUUGGAAGACAUUUUUAUUUUUAGCA